CUGUGUCUCCAGUUGCUUCUGAUAUAAUGAAUAUGCUCUUGAAGCAAAUUGUUUCUCUGCUUCUCUUUCUCCAGUGAAUUGUUUGUUGUAUUAUAAACGAGGUUUAGGAAUUGGGUUAAUAAUAUUGGAGGAUUGUGUUUGUAUUCUGUGUCCGACGAACAAAUGACAUUUCCGAUUUCUAUUGUGCUACGAGCUCAGUGUUUAGAAGGGUUUUGAUGUUCUCUAUUGAAUAUUCAUGUUAUGUUAGUUUGAUGAUUAGAUGAUUUUGCUUUGCAAUUACUGUGUUUUUUUGUCUGACUGGCUCUGAUAUUAUACAACGUGUUUGACUCCGAUUGGUAUCAAUCUUCUUCUUCGUCUUCAGAAGCAUGGUGUUUGGACAAGUAGUAAUAGGUCCUCCAGGAUCGGGAAAGACCACUUAUUGCAAUGGAAUGUCUCAGUUCCUCUCUCUAAUGGGCAGGAAGGUUGCUAUUGUUAAUCUGGAUCCUGCAAAUGAUGCAUUACCUUAUGAGUGUGGUGUGAAUAUAGAAGAAUUGAUCAAGUUAGAAGAUGUUAUGUCGGAACACUCGCUUGGUCCUAAUGGAGGUCUUGUAUAUUGUAUGGAGUACUUGGAGAAAAACAUUGACUGGCUGGAAUCUAAACUAAAGCCUCUUCUGAAGGAUCAUUACAUUCUCUUUGAUUUUCCUGGCCAAGUGGAAUUGUUCUUCAUUCAUGACAGUACCAAGAAUGUUCUCACGAAGCUGAUUAAAUCAUUGAACCUUAGAUUAACUGCUGUGCAACUAAUUGAUUCCCAUCUAUGUUGUGAUCCCGGGAACUACGUAAGUUCGCUACUUCUCUCCUUAUCCACAAUGCUUCACAUGGAACUCCCACAUGUCAAUGUAUUGUCUAAAAUCGAUCUGAUUGGAAGCUACGGGAAGCUAGCUUUCAAUUUAGAUUUCUAUACCGAUGUUCAAGACUUGUCAUACUUGGAGCACCAUCUUAGUCAAGAUCCUCGCUCUGCUAAGUACAGAAAACUAACAAAAGAGCUAUGUAGUGUCAUUGAAGAUUACAGUCUUGUUAAUUUUACAACCUUGGAUAUUCAGGAUAAAGAAAGUGUUGGGGAUCUAGUAAAGCUCAUCGACAAGAGCAAUGGAUACAUAUUUGCCGGCAUUGAUGCAAGUGUGGUUGAAUACAGCAAGAUUGCAAUUGGUCAAACUGAUUGGGAUUAUAACAGAGUCGCAGCUGUACAGGAGAAGUACAUGGAAGAUGAGGAAAUACAAGACUGAGAACAGUGCUUGAAACUUUAUAUAGAAGAGAGCUGGUUUAAAAUAUCUCUGAACCAAACCAUUUGACGGUUUGUAUGAACCUUUUUGUGUAUUUUUGAGUUCGGUUUAAGUCUAAACAACAUUGAUUUACACAACUUCCUGGUUUGGUUCACUGGAUUAUGCUAAUUUUCCAGACGACUAACUUUCUGCCAAAUUUUGUCUUUAGACUUUUGAGUUUCUGAAUCACACGUGCCCAUGACUCCAAC
This is a messenger RNA of Arabidopsis thaliana (thale cress), 1507 nucleotides long. It is a transcript of the gene QQT1, whose product is annotated as P-loop containing nucleoside triphosphate hydrolases superfamily protein. Bases 366 to 1262 code for a protein of 298 amino acids. Gene Ontology annotation, cellular component: cytoplasm; spindle; nucleus. The record is from RefSeq and is marked reviewed. NCBI's taxonomy places the organism in Eukaryota, Viridiplantae, Streptophyta, Magnoliopsida, Brassicales, Brassicaceae. The transcript has 10 exons.